Ostrinia furnacalis (Asian corn borer) is the source of this 2506-nucleotide messenger RNA. Its product is annotated as putative glutathione-specific gamma-glutamylcyclotransferase 2. The record is from RefSeq and is a predicted model, not a curated record. Bases 331 to 1125 code for a protein of 264 amino acids. The transcript is spliced from 3 exons. Gene Ontology annotation, molecular function: glutathione specific gamma-glutamylcyclotransferase activity. Lineage: Eukaryota; Metazoa; Arthropoda; Insecta; Lepidoptera; Crambidae. Gene Ontology annotation, cellular component: cytoplasm. Gene Ontology annotation, biological process: glutathione catabolic process.
AAACUCAACGCAAUACGGUUCACAAUUGACUGUGGAGUUUAAUUUAGACGUUGUGGCACGCAGUGAAAAGGUGAGCAAGUGCGGAAAACUGUCAGUUGUGAAUCUAUCAGCGCGAUGGGCGGCCGCUCGCUCAACAAUCUGUACUCCUAGUUAGUUUCCUCGGUGCACGUGCUCCAAGUAACCACCAUGAGACACAAGUAGAAUAACAAAGUGAAACAUUAUCUGUGAUAUAACAUAAGGACGCUGGCGUCCGCUUUCUCUCUUUCCCUAAGCAUUUGUAUUAGCGUAGCGAUUUUCUACUAGGAUUUUUUGGAGAAAGCUUUUAGAAAUAUGGAUAGCCAUAAGGAAUCUGAGAGGAAUUGUGAAGAUGGGAAGACUGAGCAGAAGAUGGAGGUGGUAUCCAGAAAAGAACCCUUCUGGGUUUUCGGAUACGGCUCGCUGUGCUGGAACCCAGGGUUCGAAUACCAGCAGUCUGUGACGGGCUACGUGAAAGGGUUUUCCAGGAGAUUUUGGCAGGGGAAUACCACACACCGCGGCACUGAAUCCAAGCCGGGCAGAGUGGCGACGCUUAUAGAAGACAAGGAAGGCAUAACAUGGGGCAAAGCGUUCCUGGUAGCUGGAGAAAAUAACGAGGCGCUGCCCUACCUCUCCACCCGAGAAUGCCAACUCGGAGGCUACAGGGUCUACACAGUCAACUUCCACCCUCGACCGUCUUUAUUCGAGCCAGACAGCUACUCCACCAGCUCGGCAACCACGAUCAAAAAAGAUGCUGUACUAUACAUAGCUGUCCCGGGCAACAGACAUUGGCUGGGCGCUGCACCCUUACCAGACAUAGCCAAGCAGAUUCUAGAAUGCCAAGGAUCUUCAGGGCCCAACGCUGAAUACCUCUUGAGGCUAGCAGACUUCAUGCGAGAAGAAAUCCCUGAAGCGUUGGACGAACAUUUGUUUUCUUUGGAGAGGCUGGUGAGGAAGUUUGCAUCAGACAUGAGGGUCUGCUUGCGAACUCUUAUGGGUGACGCGGGAGAGAGUAGAAGAGAAGAGAAGGCAGAAGCCAAACCAGCGACGCCAAGCUUCCAGUUCGCUUCAAGAGUGCCCGAGAAGAAGCUACGCUGCGUGAAUAUGUGAUGGAGUCUCGGUCAAUUGCGGUUUCAUUUGGACUUUAGAAUAUUUGGAGCAACGGUCUAUUUAUUUGAGAGGAAUUCAACAAACGUAAAUAAAUUCUUGAACAAACUCUUCGAUUCCCAAGGUUUUGGAUGUAAUUUGUUCUUUGAAAAACAUUUAGAAGAUUUUGUGUAUUCGUUUGUCAAUUUCCAAAUAGAUAUUUAGUGAGAUUGAACUAAAUGCACCGAUAAAUUAACCUAGUAAGUCAGAUUAAGAAGUGACUUUUUAAAAAUUCUGUGCAUCUCUUUCUGUAUAAGGACUAUGCAUUUGUUGCUUAAGUUUAUAACUUUAUACGAAUACUGUUUUUCUUUUAUUAUUGUAACUCCAAUGUUAUGACAGAGCAGAGCUCAGAGAUUAAAGAUUAUGUUUUGGCUCAGACGAUAAUUUACACUUUCGAUGCGUAUGCGCCUUCGAGCCAACUUUCUACAAUAGAUGAGUUAACUUGUGAUAUAUUUGAACUCUUUGUUUGAGCGCCGCCCAUUGUCUUCGAGGGGUUUCAAAAAUAUGUGACGUGUUUUGGAAUGUGGACAAACAGACAGACGGAUGUGUGAACUUCCUAUAAGGAUAUAGCGUAAAGUGUUAUUUCGUUUGUUUUUGGAAAUGCGUAUCAAAGUCUAUUUUUAUAUCGCUGAUCGUGUAGAAUACUUGAAUUGCAGCUAGGUAAUAUAUAGGAUAUUUGUAUAAAGGAAACGCGUUAUCGUUUUGAAUUUCAUAAAUUGUUAUGAUUAAAUUUAAUCGUGAUUGUGUCUAAUUUGAACAUUUCAUAAACAUUCACAGCGCUAAAAUGUGCAAAAAUAUUGUAAUUUUUUAACAAAAAAUAAUUUUCAUAUCUAAUGCAGACUUUGUAAGCUAUUAUACUUUGUUCUAAUACUGUAAAAUUAGUAACAUUUUUAUUAUUAAAUUUAAAAGUACCCCAUAAUGUUACAACUUGAGUAAACUAAACAAGAUAAAAAUAAUACAUCCGAAGCGAUACGCACAAAAAUGUAGACCAAAAAUGAUAACGAAUCAAGUAUUAUGUAACAAAUAUAGCAAAUAUCAUAGUUAUGUGAUUUAGGAGAUUUUAUUUUAUGUUUAGACGAAUUUUAUGUUAUGUUUGUUAACAUUAAUGCCUAAUUAUAUCUUAGUAACAGAUUAAAAAACAAUAACCUCAAUUUACUACAAGUUAAAUACUUACCUAAAUCGAAUAAAUAAACUAAGAUUUGUGUUUUAUCUUUAUUAUAAAAAAAAUCAAAAUGUGACUAUGUAUGAAUAUACUGUAAACUAGUUUAACUUUUGUAUGACAAUUUGUUUUAUGCAAGGCUAUGUAACUGAACAGACAUAAAAAUAAAACAAAUUUUAAAUUGAA